GACACACAGUGAGUGCGGAAGUGUUUUUGCUGUCUUCAGUUAGUGUUGAGUUCACGGUCUCAGAAGAGCUGCAGCAGGAAAAAAACAAUUGUAGGUUAACACAGAAAUGCAGAAUUUUAAUGGAUAUUGCGUUUCCUUCUCUGGAGUGCUGCUGCUUGGUGUUCUCCAGGGUGUGUGUGUUGUUUUGGCCGACACAGUGAUGGUGCUCAAAGCUGGGAGCUCCCUGGAUCUUCCAUUAAAAUAUCCAGUAGAAUCAGGGUUAUUAGUUCAGUGGACCUUCAAUAAGAGCACUUUUGCUGAAUACAGUACAGACCAAAAUUACACAUUUCUGGAAUCACAGUUCACUGGACGGUUAAAGGGGGAUGAUGAUGAAGUUGGAGUAACUGUACAAGAUCUUCAACCUCAAGACUCUGGAACCUUUGUAGUGACUGGAAAUAGCAUUAAAACACAGCUUCCAGCACAGAUAUUUAAAGUUUAUAUUCAGAGUCCUAUAACAGCUGUGCAGAUUGAGAAGACUCAAACAUGGCUGACAUCCAACAACAGUUGUGAAGUUGUUGUGAAGUGUGCAGCACCCGGAGCUGAGAGGGUCUCCUACUCAUGGAGCGGCUAUCAGACUGCAAGUGGAGCUCAGCUGCAGUUCAGUCUCUCACCAGCAGAAGGAGCUGUUACACUGAACUGUACUGCAGCUAACAGCAUCAGCUACAGUUCUGCUUCAGAGACACUGAGCUGUAGCACCAACACAGGAGCUCCAUUGUCAAUGCUCAAACUGAUCAGUAGUCUUGUGGCGGCCUCUCCCUUUCUGCUGGUGACGAUCAUUCUGGGAGUAAAAUGUUACAGAGCACACGGUCAUCAUAACAGCCAGGAUGCUGUAACUGUAAUUGAGGAAUAAGUGCUUGGCUCUUUGUGGUUCAGCAUAUUUUCCUAUUCUUAUGUUUGCACAUUUCUGGAUUGAGUGCUCUUAUGAUUGCUGGGGAAACUCAGUUUUCACUCUUUCUUCAAGCUCUCUGGUUCGUCUUCCAGUCCCUUGUAUUUCAAAAGAUCCUAGUCUUUCUUCCUUGGUCAUUUGAUUGCCACGCUUAUCACAUCUAUCACAAUAUUCUGCUCCAUUUAUAUUUUCAGUGUCUGUUUGUUUUGCUGUACUGGUUAUCUGCCUGUAUCUGGAGAUCACACAGGAUUUUUGUUGACUUCUGCUGUUCUGUGUGAUUCCACUUGUGAGGAAAUACGACUGUCCAAACCAUAUUCAUGUUCAUCUGUCCCUGUACACAAGCCUAGCCAUGUUUACUGCAGCUAAUAUCAUAAAGUGCUGUAAAAGACGACAUGUUUGUGUCAUCUGAUCAAGGAUCUGUGAACAGAGGAGGAUUUGAACAUCAGAGUCUCUUUACAUUUAAAUAAACUGCUCCAUUUGCACUUUAUCUGUUUCUGGACUUUUGUGAAUGAUGUCUGGAUAGUUUCUGACUGUAUUUAUCUACUGGACUCUUGUAUUUAUUAA
Molecule: messenger RNA, 1489 nt
Organism: Neoarius graeffei (lesser salmon catfish)
Lineage: Eukaryota; Metazoa; Chordata; Actinopteri; Siluriformes; Ariidae
Product: SLAM family member 8-like
Exons: 5
Coding region: 107-889 (260 amino acids)
Source: RefSeq, a predicted model, not a curated record